AUGAGGACGGCGGCAGCCGGCGGCGGCCGCGGCGUGGCCGACCAGGCGCACCCGCCGCCGCCGGCACCCGCGGCGGGAGCGGUGGUGCUGCCGGAGGCAGAGCCGGAGGUGCAGCAGGCAGGCAAGGUGCACGUCUAUCCAGACGAGCCUCGAGUGGGCGUGGGGGUGGUCGUACUGCGGCAGCUGCCCCCCGACCGGCAGCCGGAGGUGCUGCUCAUUCGCCGCGCCAAGGAGCCCGCCAAAGGCCUCUGGUGCUUCCCCGGGGGCAGCCUGGAGCUGGGUGAGACGCUGGUGGACUGCGCGGUGCGGGAGACGCUGGAGGAGACGGGGCUGCGCCUCAGGAGCGCGCCCAUCCCCGAAGGCGAGCUGUACAGCGACUGCCUAGACUUCCCCUCCCCAAUCGCCGCCGCCGACUCGCUGACGCGCGACGACGGCGGCCGCCUGCUCUACCACUACGCCAUUAUCAACCUGGCCGCAGUGCCCGAGGACCCGCACCAGGCGCCGGAGCCUGCCGACGACGUGGAUGGCGCUCAGUGGUUCCCCGUCUCCCAGUUGCGUGGCCUGCCAGAUUUGGUGGUACAUUGCGACCGCGUGGCGGAGCGGGCGGUGAAGCAUUACGCCAUCCGGCACUGA
Chlorella variabilis is the source of this 633-nucleotide messenger RNA. RefSeq lists its product as hypothetical. Gene Ontology annotation, molecular function: hydrolase activity. The coding region runs from base 1 to 633 and encodes 210 amino acids. The record is from RefSeq and is a predicted model, not a curated record. NCBI's taxonomy places the organism in Eukaryota, Viridiplantae, Chlorophyta, Trebouxiophyceae, Chlorellales, Chlorellaceae. The transcript has 5 exons.